CCACAAGAUAAAGGGGAAUGUCCUGACCUGACCUGACCUGUGAUUUUCAGUUCUAUGAAAUCACAACCAUACGUCAAAGUCUUUCUUUAAUCUUUUGGAUGAGAAUUCGAGUUGAGCUUGAACUCUCUUUGCUUUUUCUUUCUAAAGGCGUGGGUAUUAUAUAGAUUCUCUUGCAUGCUAGAGGUGAAGGAAAACUAGCAGAAGCUCAUCCUCCUUCACAGCUAGACAAACACGAUGAGGAAAUUGCUUCUGAUGUUCGUGCUCUACCUACAUAUGCCUGCGUCUCGACAUCCCGAGGGGAGAUCUGUCCUAGCAGGUUUUCCCGAGAAACCAGACUCUUUAGAGAAAACUGACGGUGACAAUGGGAGAACUUAUGACCUGAAACACACUAUCAACAUUUCCCAGGGGACCAGCUGUGGACGUGCCCCGACCGGCAGUAAAUCUCACAGCUUGCACAGCACAGCUCGAGGUGGUGGCGCCUUAAUUCCCGUAUACACAGCCGGGGCCAGAAACCACCACCGGGGAGUCCACCACAGUGGAGGCGGCUGUGACCGGUGGAGCUGCAGUGGAGUCAGGAUCCUGGUCACGACCGUUUUGAUCUCCUUCUGCAUAAUACAGAUCUAGAAUAUCAGUAGACUGGUUUCUUAUUUUCGGUAUACGUAUUUGUGUAAAAGCUGUGCAUAUACCAGCCUCGCCGUGGAUUUCUGCAGAUUUGCUACGAAUGUGUGAGCUUUACCCGAAAACACGACAAUUCUGUUGCCCCCUAUGUAAUGUACAAAGCUGUAUAUACUGACUCUCGAUGAUGUGGCAUUUUCCUAGGCAUCUGUACAUAGCCUGAGAUGAAUCUGGGCCGUUGAGAGAACAGAACAGACUCUCUGUUAUCUGUUACUCCUCAACUGAAAAUGGGAUCAACGGCCAAA
Punica granatum (pomegranate) is the source of this 920-nucleotide messenger RNA. NCBI's taxonomy places the organism in Eukaryota, Viridiplantae, Streptophyta, Magnoliopsida, Myrtales, Lythraceae. The record is from RefSeq and is a predicted model, not a curated record.